Messenger RNA from Fusarium vanettenii 77-13-4, 1431 nucleotides. RefSeq lists its product as uncharacterized. Lineage: Eukaryota; Fungi; Ascomycota; Sordariomycetes; Hypocreales; Nectriaceae. The record is from RefSeq and is a predicted model, not a curated record. Bases 1 to 1431 code for a protein of 476 amino acids. The transcript has a single exon.
AUGACUCAACCGGCCGCGCCUUGGCAUGGUUGGCCCAACGAACCGGCCUCAAUCGAGCGACUACCACCUGAGCUUCUCCUCCCCCUCGUCAGCAGUCUACCUGGCCUCGACACACUCUGGAACCUAAUGAGGGCAUCGCCAAACACGCUCCGUCUUUUCAACUGCCAUGCGAACACCAUCACUGAAGGAAUACUUUCCGGCCCGAACUCCAUACUGCCAUCAAAUGUCCAAGAACUCGUUCGCGGAGUUAUUCUUGCGCGAUCCAAAUCCCUUCCUUUUAAGAAUCUGAACGACUUUCAAGUCCGUCACAUGUUUGGACUCUUUGAUCCUUCCAUGGCAAAGGAAACAGAGCUCAUAACUCUCGGGCCUGGAACUUUAUCAGUCUCAAACCCACCGGUAGCCGUGCUUCGGUCCGUCGUCGCGACUGCAUACCAAAUCUCUGCUUUAUCGCAGGCAUGUUUAGCAUCAUGCUUAGAACGCACGAGAGCUCUCCGGGUUAUGCACCCUAUCGAUCCCAAAAUUUGCUACACAGAUGAUUAUGACCGUCCGAACAAGAUAGUUCCCGCCUUUGAUCGUAAAUAUCCCGGUACACCCGCCAAGAUGGUUGACGCGGGGCAACCCACCUGGGUAGAAGAGAUGCGGGCAGUUCGCGCUAUCUGGGUCAUACAAAUGGUGGGCGAAAUGCGUCGCCUCUCUUCAAACAAGGCGGACAUGAUCGACUGGCCAGAUAAAGAUAUCGACCGCUUAAACAAACUGGAUCUGGCAAAAUUCUUUCGUGUAUACCGCGCCGACUAUGAUGGACAAGAGAUCACGUCAGCCGAAGAAUAUCUGAAGACACUUGGGGAGGUGACACACGACGUGUAUCACCGUUUGCCCCGGCCACCUCCAGCUUCGCCUGUUACGAGAUGGACAACGGCCUUGCCAAUUCCAGAGAAUACUACCUGGGUUGUGCGUGGCUAUGUUUUGAACAGAGAGUUCCAUCGUUUGCAUCCAGGUUCUUCUCUACCAGCGGGUGCCAAACCCUGGAAAGCUCCAAAGUACAGCAAAGACCAUAGCUGGGGCAAGACAGAUACGGCUUUGAACGACAGAUCUUAUGGCGUCGACUUUUUCAGAGAUCUUUCAACCAACGAAGUCGGUCCUCAAGCGUCGCCACUUUAUGGUGUAGAAUUUGACUCUUUUCGUCCACUUGGCUUUGCCUUUUGGGAUCGGUGGAGGAUGCACCUCUUGGGUCUAGCUCCCAAAAAACUUCACUUCCAGCUGGACUUUUACUAUUAUGCAUGGGAAAGUAUCUUGCCACCGGAAGAAGUUAUGAGUGUCAAGAAUGCACAUAGAGAGGAUUGGUGGAGAUCGAUGGCCAAGUAUAACGCAACGCUGGCCGCGGGGCGUGCCCAGCAGAGGUACUCUUAUCAUUCGGACGCCAGUGACAGCUAG